Molecule: messenger RNA, 1862 nt
Organism: Hyaloscypha bicolor E
Lineage: Eukaryota; Fungi; Ascomycota; Leotiomycetes; Helotiales; Hyaloscyphaceae
Exons: 1
Coding region: 189-1424 (411 amino acids)
Molecular function (GO): glycosyltransferase activity
Source: RefSeq, a predicted model, not a curated record
UGAGACUCAAGUCUCCUAGGUGACCAGUCUCAACAGCAGCUUUUCUUUUCAUCUUCAUCUACGUCAUACUGCUUUGUCGCGAAUCAGCUCUCUCACGCGCACCUCUUCUUUCCAGACAGUUGGAUAAGUCACUUUUGAUGCCACUGCUCUCCAAUCUCACAUUUUCAGAUCAACUAGAUCAGCAUACAAUGGACUUUCAGGACUACCCAAUCCCAUCAGGGAUCCAUGCCAUCCCUUCUCACCUCCUCGACACGCGGCCGGAUUCUGAAGUUGAUCACGACCUUCUCCACCCGAGGCCCGUCUCGGAUGAAAAGAACAUAUGGUUCUUCUGGCACUCCGGGUUCACACACAUGCAUCCCUACACCCAGCGAAACGUACGAGCCUGGCAUCGGCGGUUCUCCAAGCAAGGCUGGACCAUCCGUGUCCUCGACCGUUUACCUUCGUCCCCUUUGAACGUUGCGAACUUCCUCGAUAUCUCUGACCCGGGCAUCUUUCCCCGGGCUUUCGUGGAUGGAACAAUCGGCGGUGACUAUGCGCCCCAGCACACCUCCGACCUUGUGAGGUGGCCAUUGCUGCUCAAGUUUGGCGGCGUCUACGCAGACGUUGGUUUAAUGCAGAUCGGCGACUUAGACCGUCUAUGGAAUCAAACCGUGGGAAACCCCGCCUCCCGCUUUGAGAUUCUCACCUAUAAUGCCGGCAGUGUUAAAGAGCGUAGUCUGACGAACUAUUUCCUUUGCUCUGGGCGGAACAAUCCACUCUUCGCGCGGUGUCACAAGCUUUUCCUGGAGUUGUGGGCUGCGGAUGGUGGCAAGACGAGCACCGAAGGAAUGCAUGCCAGUCCAUUGUUGAAGGGUAUUCCACUACUCGGCCAGGGUGAUUCGCUGGCUUUCGAAGAAGGCGGAAAGAAGUUUGAGGCGGAGGAAGUCAGCAAGAUGUUAUCUGAUUACAUCACUCAAGGUCAAGUAAUGACCAUGGUUAUGGGACUCAUCGACAAAGAGGACAACUGGGACGGACCGAAAUAUGUCGCUGAGCAUAUCUACGCAAUGGACUAUAUGGCUGGGUCGCAGCUUAUCAACGUAUUCACGGCGUGGAACGGCCCGAAGGCAUUCGAAUUAAUGUCACUUUCGCUUCCAAAGGCGGGCAAGCAGGAGAGUGAGGACCAGAAAAGGGCAAGGGAGAUUGUCGAGGGGUGCCUACAGAAGAGUUUCGGGUUCAAGUUGGCCCAUGGUAUGAUAUUGAGGGUGAUGGGGGACACACUUGGAUCGCUGUGGAGGAGGCAUGACGGCUCAGACGAUGUCCCAGGAACAUAUGCGCACUGGCUUCGACACGGGACCAAGUAUUGGACUCAGGACGAGGUCCCGACUGCCCUCGACUCUCGGGUGAUCGAGCCGUACAAGAGAGGCCCGUUGUUGAGGGCAGAAUAGAACGAGAAAUGAUGUUUCCACAUUUAUGAGCAGAGUAGGGAGCAGUAUCUCUCUAUCGAUGCCACUAAUUAAGCUUCAGCCGUAUGCCGGAUUCGCCAAUGCCGAAUGAUGAAUUUGCAAUGCUUCCAUCACUUGUGCUUGGAUAAGCAAGACUGGAGAGUGAGAGUUCUCUGGUUCGACCGGGAGCUAAGAUCGUGGGGUUUGGUUGGUCGUGACCUGGAACGGUCGUGGACACAGAGUCGGUCUUGGGCAUCGAUUAAGUGAAGCAUUAUCUGUUCCAUCCGGCAUCGGUACGGUACCGAUUUGUCGAGCGCAGUCUGACAUCGAGGCGCUCCUUGGAGGUGUGGAAGCAUUUCAGAAGAAUCUUUGUCAAGAGCGCACCUCAGCUGCAAACCAUGACCUUACAUUUCUUCAUUCAUACUUGUUCGUAGAUCUCGC